AUGUUAGAAAUAUUUUUUAUAUUUAUAACAGCAGGAUGUGCAUCUAAAUUGAAUUGGAAAGGUAGUCUUCGCACGUAUACUGGCAUCGACGAAAAUACGGAGAAGUAUCCUUAUGUAGUAGCCCUAAAGACUCUACAUGCUGGUCUACACAAUAUCUGUACCGGUACCCUUUUAACACCACAGUGGGUCUUGAGCGCUGCACAUUGCCUUGAGAAAGUAAUUACUCAUAUUCAGUACGGGAAUAUGUCAGUACCACUAAAUCGUACGGAUUUAAAGAGCGAAGUGCUACAAAUGAUACAACAUCCAAGAUACAAUGGACUGAUGUCUAACGAUAUUGGAUUGCUAUUAGUAAAUCCAAUUACUAUGACCAAGUACGCUAAACUGUCUGGAGUAGAAUAUCAAACACUAAGCGGUCUUUCUGCCGAGUAUGCUGGAUUUGGAAUGAUUUAUUUUCCAACUCGUAAAACAUAUAGCAAGAAAAAAUACAUACAACUCAGUGAAAAUCAACCGCUUGUGGUAGGCAAAGCUAUUUUAAGAACCUGCAAAGAGCCAUUUUCAGCAAAUUUAAUGUGUCUGUCAUCGAAGUGUUUCGAGAAACAAAUAAAUUUGCCCGGAGAUUCGGGGGGACCAUUGAUUUUAGACAACAAAAUCGUAGGAAUAGCCUUAGCAGUUGCAAUCGAACUUCAUGUCCAAGCUUUCACUCCAACCAGUUCUUAUAUAACAUGGAUCCGAUCAAUAAUUCUACCAGCACACAAUGAAGACAAAAACAGUACAGUGGAAGUAAUCAGUCAAUAA
Molecule: messenger RNA, 795 nt
Organism: Arctia plantaginis
Lineage: Eukaryota; Metazoa; Arthropoda; Insecta; Lepidoptera; Erebidae
Source: the annotation of a GenBank genome assembly